CAAUAAUGUGGGCAAAAAUCAACUUCUUUGAAACAGCUCUGACUAGAGACGAAGUCUAUCCUGUAAAGGUCACACCCUGGUUUUCCGAGAAGAGCAACAAACUGAGAUCCAUAUCUUCUUCUUUGUUCGUGCCUGCUAGAUAUUGUUAAAUCACCCUACUUUUUUAAUUCAAUCUAGCUGAAUUCGCAGCAGUUCAAACUUCAAAUCGAGAUACUAAGUUCCCAAAAUGAGCGACAGUGAUGAUGACGAGCUGUUACAGAUGGCUUUGAAAGAGCAAUCUCAGAGGGAUGUCAACUACUCAAGACCAUCUCAGUCUCGAUCCUCAAAACCUGUAGUCAAUUUUGUUCAACCGCCGUCAAAUCACAGGUCUGCUAAAAACCCUAAUCCAGUGACCACCACAAAACCACAACAUCGUCGGAACGCCACAGAGGACGAUGAUGAAUCGGAAGUGGAGAUGCUUAGUAUUUCUUCAGGCGAUGAAGAUUCGGUUACUGAUCAGAAGGUCGGGUCGAGGAAUCGGGCCAAGGGUGCAGGUAGAGGUGGUGUGAAGGAUGAUGAUAAACUUUGGGUUGGGGAAGAACCCGAUGCUUGGAAGCGAGUAGAUGAAGCAGAGCUUGGCAGAAGGGUUCGUGACAUGAGGGAGACAAGAACACCACCUCCAACAACAACUCAAAAGUUUGAGAAGAAACCAUCAGUUGCUAUAAAAGGCCUCAAUAAUUUACACUCUUUCUCCCGUGGCAUGGAAUUUGUAGAUCCUCUUGGACUUGGGGUUAUAGACAACAGAACAUUGAGGUUGGUUAAUGAAUAUACAGCAAGUUCUCCAUCCAAGUCUGACAAAGUAGAUGCUGAUGUUCGAGAUAAAUUGAUGUAUUACUCUGAAAGUUUUGAUCCAAAAUUAUUCCUAUGUCGGGUCCACCAAGAUACAGCUGCAGCAGACUUGGAGGCUGGUGCUUUGGCAUUGAAAACUGAUCUUAAAGGAAGAACUCAACAGAGAAAACAAUUGGUCAAAGAAAAUUUCGAUUGCUUUGUCUCUUGUAAAACAACAAUUGAUGAUAUUGAGUCAAAAUUGAGAAGAAUAGAAGAAGAUCCGGAAGGUUGUGGAACAUCUCAUUUAUAUGGUUCUAUUCAAGGAGUCACUUCAGUGGCUAAUCGUGCUUUUGCACCCUUACUUGAAAGACAGGCUCAAGCAGAAAAGAUUAGGUCAGUUCAAGGAAUGCUUCAGAGAUUUCGCACUUUAUUUAAUUUACCAAGUGCAAUACGUGGUAAUAUUAAUAAAGGAGAAUAUGACCUGGCAGUCAGAGAAUACAGAAAAGCAAAGUCAAUUGUUCUCCCUUCUCAUGUUGGAAUAUUGAAACGUGUUCUUGAGGAAGUUGAAAAAGUGAUGAACGAGUUCAAAAGCAUGCUUUAUCGGUCUAUGGAAAAUCCACAGAUUGAUCUAACAAAUCUUGAAAAUGUUGUGAGGCUUUUAUUGGAGCUGGAACCUGAGUCAGAUCCUGUACGCCAUUAUCUGAAUGUACAGAAUCAUAGGAUCCGAGGUUUGCUUGAAAAGUGCACUUAUGAUCAUGAAACAAGGAUAGAGAAUUUACAAAAUGAGCUACGCGAGAAAGCACUGUCUGAUGAAAAAUGGAGGAAAAUCCAGAUUGAAUUAAAUGAAACUGUGAGCAAAAUUUAUUUAUUUUGUGGAUACAUAAUAUAUUUUCUAUGUGUUAAAAGUAUAUUUCUUAUCUACUACAAACAGGGUGAUGUUAUGUCUACCGAUUUUGUGAAUGAUUUAAAUUCACAACAAAGAGAUUCAGGUGCUGAAGAACUUGAUGCUCUUAGAGGAAGGUACAUAAGAAGAUUAACUGCUGUAAUUAUUCAUCAUAUUCCAGCCUUCUGGAAAGUUGCCAUUUCUGUUUCAAAUGGGAAAUUCGCAAAGUCUUCCAAAGUCAAUAAAACUGAGGAAAAGACAGGAGAUGAAAAAUAUUCAAGUCAUUCUCUUGAUGAAGUGUCUGGAAUGAUACAGAAUACCUUAUCUGCAUAUGAAUCCAAGGUUCACAACACGUUUCUUGAUCUUGAAGAGUCGAAUAUUCUUCGCCCGUUUAUGAGUGAUGCAAUAAUAGAUAUAUCUAAAGCCUGUGAAGCUUUUGAAGCAAAAGAAGCAGCACCAUCUGUUGCAGUUGCAGCUCUGAGGACACUUGAGUAUGAGAUUACAAAAACUUACAUACAGAGGCUUAGUUCAUGGAUGAGAGCUUCAACUGAAGAAAUAUCAAAAAAUGAAUCAUGGAUUCCAGUUUCUGUUCUUGAGAGAAAUAAAUCUUUAUACACAAUUUCUCACUUGCCUCUAGCAUUCCGUUCAGUUAUGGUCACAGCAAUGGAUCAGAUAGAUAUGAUGAUGCAGUCUUUAGGGAGUGAAGCAAGAAAGUCAGAAGAUGCUUUUAUCCUGUUUCAAGAAACUCAAGAAUCCGUUAGGCUUUCAUUCUUGAACUGUUUGCUUGAUUUUGCUGGUUACUUGGAGCAAAUUGGAAGUGAGAUUGGUCAAAAUAUAUUAAAUAAAGAAAAUUCAUCUUUUCAAAAUGGGCAUCAUGUUGAUGAUGUGGAAGAAAGUUCAUCUGAUCCUCUUCCUGGAAGUAUUACACAUCCACAUCAAAAGCUGCUGAUGGUGUUGAGUAACCUAGGAUUUUGCAAAGAUGAUCUUUCUCGUGAAAUGCAUGAUAAAUACAAACACAUCUGGAUGCAAUCCAGGGAGAAAGAUGAUGAUGACAAUGAUGUGGGAGAUUUGGUUAGGUCUUUCUCUGGGCUGGAAGAAAAAGUCCUUUCACAGUAUACAAUUGCAAAGGCAAAUCAUGUUAGAACAGCUGCUGUCAACUAUUUGUUGGAUGCUGGAGUACAGUGGGGUGGAGCACCUGCAGUGAAAGGUGUACGGGAUGCUUCUGUUGAGUUACUCCACACUCUUGUAGCUGUACAUGCAGAGGUUUCUGCUGGUUGUAAGCCUUUGCUUGACAAGAUACUUAGGAUUCUGAUUGAAGGCUUAAUCGACACAUUACUUAGCCUUUUUCAUGAACAUAAAGACACGGAUGUAAGAACAUUGGAUGCAAAUGGGUUCUGCCAGCUUAUGCUUGAGCUUGAAUACUUUGAGACGAUAUUAAACCAGUAUUUGAGUCUGGAUGCGAGUGAAUCUCUGAAAUCACUACAAGGGGUAUUAUUGGAAAAAGCCACCGAAAGUUCCUCCGAACCCAAUGAUACUCCAAAGCAUCGUCGCCGUGUAACACGUGGAAGUGAUGAUAUGAUUGCAGAUGAUAGACAAGGGACCGUGUCUCCAGAUGAGCUAAUCGCACUUGCCCAACAAUGUAGCAGUGAGCUACUGCAGUUAGAGCUAAAAAGGACUGAGAUCAACACAGCAUGUUUUGGUGAGUCGCUUCCAUUGGAAUCUGGUCCGGUUGUAGUGCCCAAACCAGGUUAUGGUUCGUUUAGAGGCCCAGUAGACUCUUCUCCAAGCAGGGUUUACGGGUCUCCUAGUUUUUCAAGGCAAAAAAGGAGAUGAGGUUUGGAUUUUUUUUAUAAUAUAUAUAUAUACAUCGAAAACAUGAUUGUAUGUUUGUGUAGAUGUUAGAAUAAUUAGCAUAUUCUUUAAACUUUGUGUUGCUUUGUAAUUUUUAAUCGGCUUGAGGUAUUUCUGUUGUACAUACCAAAUUAUAUAUUAUGUUUUUGAUUUUGAUAUUA
Lactuca sativa (garden lettuce) is the source of this 3702-nucleotide messenger RNA. Its product is annotated as exocyst complex component SEC5A. The record is from RefSeq and is a predicted model, not a curated record. Gene Ontology annotation, biological process: Golgi to plasma membrane transport; exocytosis. Gene Ontology annotation, cellular component: exocyst. NCBI's taxonomy places the organism in Eukaryota, Viridiplantae, Streptophyta, Magnoliopsida, Asterales, Asteraceae.